This is a messenger RNA of Myotis daubentonii (Daubenton's bat), 3161 nucleotides long. RefSeq names its product elongin BC and polycomb repressive complex 2 associated protein (gene EPOP). NCBI's taxonomy places the organism in Eukaryota, Metazoa, Chordata, Mammalia, Chiroptera, Vespertilionidae. The record is from RefSeq and is a predicted model, not a curated record. Gene Ontology annotation, biological process: neuron fate commitment.
CGCGGUCUCCGGGAGCCAGCGGGGAAGAAAGGAGCCGAGCGGGCGGAAGGCGCCCUCUCCGCCGCCUGGGCCCGGGCACCGGGUGCCGGGCCCGGGGUCCUUCCCGCCGCCUGCGGUCGCCGGUCGCUUUGUUUCCCCCGCCUCUGCGCUCCGGGCUCCUCGAGAGGGGCUCCCGCGGGGGCUGCUCGGGGAUCGCGGCGGCAGGAAGGGCGGCCGACCGCGCGGGGACUCGCGGGGACCCAGGAGUCCGGCCGCCGGGAGGCCCGCGUGAGAGAUCCAGGAGGGAGCUGAGCUCGGCGCCCCAGGUGUGCGGGCCGGGGGCGGCCGUGAGCAGAGACCUCCCCGUCGAGGGGGGGCGAUGUUCCCCUCGCCCGUGGGCUCUUCGGGCAGCCGGGGCAUCCCGCCGCUAGGACCCGGGCCCCCGCCGCGGGCACCCCCCCGGGCGGCUCCAUGGAGACUCUGUGCCCCCCGCCCCGCCUGGCAGUGCCGGCGGCCCCGCGAGGGUCGCCCUGCUCCCCGACACCCAGGAAGCCGCGCCGGGGGACCCGGGAGUUCUCCCCGCUCUGCCUGCGCGCCCUCGCCUUCUGCGCCCUCGCCAAGCCCCGGGCGUCCCCGUUGGGCCUCGGGCCUGGGGAGCCGGCGCCGCGGGCUCCGCUGCUGCUGGGCCCGCGCGCCCCCCCGCGCCCCGGCAGCCGGGCCCCGGAGGGCCUGAGACCCCUGGCGGGGCCGGCCGGGCGGUGCGGCGCCCCGAGCCCCCCUGCCGGCCAGGAUGCCGCCGCCGCCGCCGCGAGCCGGGCCCGCCGCGAGGAGGAAGAGGGCGGAGGCAGCUUCCCGCACUCGGGCGCUCGUUCCGGCCUCCCUGCGGGCCGCUGCCCGGCGCCCCGGAGCCCGCGGGACUCGGCGACCAGCCCCGCCUCGGCCCCGCCUCGGCCGGCCCCGGGUCUGGACCCUCCGCCCGGCCCCGCCGCCGCCAGCCCGCACCCGGAGCCCGGCUCCCCGCCUUCGCCGCCGCCGCCACCUGCGGGCCUGUCCCUCGAGCCCGCGGCGCCGGGGGCCGCGCCGGAGCCGCCCCGGUCCGCCCCAGCGGCCGCCGUCCACGGAGCCCCGCCGCCGGCCGCCCCCGAGGCACCCGCCGCCAGCCCCUCGACGGCCCGCGGAGCUGCGGCCGCGCCCGGCAACCUGCGCCAGGAGCACUUCGAUCGCCUGAUCCGCCGGUCGAAACUCUGGUGCUACGCGAAGGGCUUCGCCCUCGACACGCCGAGCUUGCGCCGCGGCCCCGACCGGCCUCCCGCCAAGGGGCCCGCCCGGGGAGCCGCCAAGAAGCGCCGCCGGCCCGCGCCCCCCCAGCGCCCCGCGCAGCCCCGCCGCCCGGCACCGACGCUCCCCACCGGCAGCACCUUCAGCCUCCUCGACUGCUUCCCCUGCCCCCCGGCCCUGGUCGUGGGCGAGGACGGGGACUUGGGGCCGGCGUCCUCGCUCCGCCUGCAGGGGGACUCCAAGCCGCCGCCUGCCCACCCGCUGUGGAGGUGGCAGGUGGGGGGCCCCGCUGUCCCGGAGCCCCCCGGCGUCAAAUUCUGGGGGAUCAACCUGGAGGACCUCUGAACGUGAGACCUCUGCUGCCAAGAGGGGAGAAGUUGGGGCCACAGCCGAGCUGCUGGCUGGCAUCUCACACUUCCUCACCCCUUGAUGUUUUAUGGGCUGUGGUCAGAGGGACCUCAAGUGACAAUGAUCUUCAAGCGCCCCACUGGUGGGGGCGACACCCCCACCCCCUCCUCCAUCCGAGGUGAUCUCAGGCUGCAAGGGAGGUUGGAUGACCUGGAUGCCAGUCCCCCCGCUCUUCCAUCUCGGAUCUCUGGGGGCAGUGCCUUCACCCCAGAGGCAGCCAAGGAGGGUGCUCCGCGGAGACCAGGCAGAAAAGGAUGGAGAGACCUUGGUGAUGGACAUACCGGUUGUUGUGGGCGAGCUCAGGGAUGAGGGGCUGAGAUGGGGGUGGGGAGGUGAUUGGCAGCUCCCUGGGGGCAUCCCCCACCCCCACCAUCUAGGCCUUUAACCCUUCACUCCCCUCAGGCCUUCCCCAGCGCUCAGAGCACCACGAAGCCUUCUUGGGGGAAAGGGCAGCUUGAGCAAGGGGACUAUCACCCCCUUUCCUAGGGGCCCCCAGGUCAGGAGACCCCGGAUUGUUGGGGGGUCCUCAGUCUCAGCCACCAACUUUCCCCUUUUGUUCAGUUUUGGCGUUUCCUUCUUCAGUUUUCCCGUUUGCUUGCAGUUUAGGGGUCUGAUGGGUAAAAGGAUGCCCCUUGGUCAACCAAACCCCUCCCCUAGUUUACUCCUCAGAUGAGAUCUUCGGAGGGGCAGGGCCAGGGACCUCCUCCCCUCCAAAGUGCAGCCUGCGCCUGGGGAAGGGGCCAGAGGUUUUCCCAGGGAAAGUAAUGGAAGGUGGAAGAAAUCAAUAAAGUCAGACCAAACAAGUUGCCUUUUGCGGUCCUCUCCACCGAUGUAUGGAUGGGAGGGGGUGGAGGUAGAGGGGAGGCCCGGGUCCUGCUUUGGACACGAAACUCAGCCCCCCUGAGAGAGAGACACAGACCGCGGCUUUGGCGGAGGGGUAAAUGGAGGGGCUCUGGGCCUGGACACGAGGGUCAGGGGGGUUUGAAAGGGCAAAGCUUGGGUUUGGAUGGGAGCUGGGCGGCGGUGCCUUCAGCUCGCCCCUUUCCUUCAGGCAUUUUGGGAGUUGUCAGGGACCUGAUGGAUCCGAGGGGGGCAGGGCCAGGGGAUUAGCUUUGAGGUCAGAGGUUCUGUUUUCUGGGGGGAGGGGAGAGCUAGGCCUGGACCACGCCCUCAGGCCCGGAGGGUCCCUUAGAGCCGGGAGGGAUGGAGCGGCUUUCCCCACCCAGGUGAGGUCAGGGGAGGUCAGCUCAGGGAAGGUCCAAGUGUGGGUGUGAGGGGAAGCUGGGGGUUGAGGAUCUGCCCAACCCCAUGGGGACCCAGUGACCUUUCCACCCCAGCGAGUGAUGCCCCCCAUUCCCGCAAAACAGGGUGAGGGAGGAACAAUUCCCACACAUGAUCCUGGGGAAGGACUUGUCUCCUUUUCUGUGAAAAUGCUUUGUAAAAAGUUAUUGUUUGCAUAGAGCAGAUCCUCUAUAAAUACUGUGUUGGACCACAAA